Molecule: messenger RNA, 1674 nt
Organism: Scomber japonicus (chub mackerel)
Lineage: Eukaryota; Metazoa; Chordata; Actinopteri; Scombriformes; Scombridae
Product: atlastin-2-like
Exons: 12
Biological process (GO): protein homooligomerization; endoplasmic reticulum organization
Molecular function (GO): GTPase activity; GTP binding
Source: RefSeq, a predicted model, not a curated record
GAGGAGGAGGAGGAGGAGGAGGAGCUGCUGGAGGAGGAGGUGUGCAUGGCGCGGCCGGUGCAGAUCGUAGUAGCGGACGAGGAGGAGCACUCGUUCUCUCUGCAGGAGGAGGCGCUGGAGCGGCUGCUGCUGCAGAAGGAGGUGCAGGACCUCCACGUGGUCGUCGUCUCCGUGGCCGGAGCUUUCAGGAAGGGGAAGUCCUUCCUGCUGGACUUCAUGCUGCGCUACAUGUACAGCCAGUCGACUCGUUCGUGGAUCGGCGGCGAUGACGACCCUCUGACCGGCUUCACCUGGCGAGGCGGCUGCGAGCGAGAGACGACGGGGAUCCUCGCCUGGAGCGAAGUGUUCGUGGUGGAGAAACCCGACGGCUGCAAGGUUGCAGUUCUCCUGAUGGACACCCAGGGGGCGUUUGACAGCCAGUCGACCAUCAAAGACUGCGCCACGCUGUUCGCUCUGAGCACCAUGACCAGCUCGGUGCAGGUUUAUAAUUUGUCCCAGAACGUCCAGGAAGACGAUCUGCAGCAUCUCCAGCUCUUCACUGAGUACGGACGGCUGGCGAUGGAGGAAGUCUACGAGAAACCUUUCCAGACGCUGAUGUUCCUGAUCAGAGACUGGAGCUAUCCUUACGAGCAUCCGUACGGUCUGGAGGGAGGACAGAGCUUCCUGGAGAAACGCCUGCAGGUGAAGCAGAACCAACACGAGGAGCUGCAGAACGUCAGGAAACACAUCCACUCCUGCUUCUCCAACAUCAGCUGCUUCCUGCUGCCGCAUCCGGGCCUCAAGGUGGCGACAAACCCGCACUUUGACGGCCGGCUCAGAGACAUUGACGGAGACUUCCAGACGGAGCUGGUGAAUCUCGUCCCGACGCUGCUCUCUCCAGAGAAUCUUGUGGAGAAGGAGAUCGGAGGAGUGAAGAUCACCUGCAGAGACCUGCUGCACUACUUCAAGGCCUACAUGAAGAUCUAUCAGGGAGAGGAGCUUCCUCACCCCAAGUCCAUGCUGCAGGCAACGGCUGAAGCCAAUAACCUCGCAGCCGUCGCCGGAGCCAAAGACCUAUACAACAAGAGCAUGGAGCAGGUCUGCGGCGGAGACAAGCCCUACAUCUCCCCGGUGGAGCUGGAGUGUCGGCACGCGGAGCUCCGCCAGGCGUCGGUGCGUCACUUCCGCUCGGUGAAGAAGAUGGGCGGCGAGGAGUUCUGCCGGCGCUACCAGGAGCAGCUGGAGGCGGAGCUGGACGAGGUCUACGCCAACUUCAGCAAGCACAACGACGGCAAGAACAUCUUCUACGCGGCGCGGACGCCCGCCACGCUGUUCGCCGUGAUGUUCGUGAUGUACGUGACGUCGCUGGUCACCGGCUUCCUGGGCAUCAGCUCGGUGGCCACGCUGUGCAACCUGCUGAUGGGCCUGGCUCUCACCGCGCUCUGCGUCUGGGCCUACGCCAAGUACUCCGGAGAGUACCGCGAGGUGGGCGGAGUCAUCGACCAGGUGGCGGAGACGCUGUGGGAGCAGCUCUUCUUCAAACUCUUCGAGGUGGCUCGGAGUCGAGUCCCGUUGGGGAGCCUGAUCCCGACGCCGCGACCUCGACUCGCCUCAAACAACAACGUCAAGAAGAAAAACUAGCAGCACUCCUCCUGGCCUCUGUCACAUUUAUCCCUCCUCCUCUUCCUCCUCCUC